GCCGUUUAUCAGAGGUUCCACAGUUAGUACCUGACCACCACAGUACGACGUGUUUCUACCCUGUGUGACGCCACCAACAAGCACCUCCUCCUGCCACCAUGACCCUUCACCUGCUGUUGCUGCUCUCCCUCACGACUACCUUAGUAUACUCAGGUCGUGUAUAUGAGGAUAAUGAUGAGUGUUUCCAAGGCUAUUUCCAGUGUGCUAACGGCGUGUGUGUACCCAACUAUGUGGUGUGCGACGGCGUGUUGAACUGUGUUACCGGCAGCGAUGAGGUCAACUGUACCUUAAGUAUCGUUUCUCAUCCUUCAGAGGGGGACUGUUUUGACGGGUACUUCCAGUGUGCUGAUGGUGUGUGUGUCCCCAACUCAGUGGUGUGUGACGGUGUGUUCAAUUGUGUCACAGGCAACGACGAGGCCAACUGUUCAUUCCAGGUGGGGAAGUGUCCCUUGGGCUACUUCCAGUGUGCUGACAGUACUUGUAUACCUGACAACUUAGUGUGUGACGGUGUGAUGGACUGUGUCACCGGCAACGACGAGGACAACUGUGGCUAGCCCAGACGUGUGAUUACCGUCCACCUACAACAUGGCUGACGUCACGACUAUGAGAUGCAACCAACCUAUUGCACCAAUGUUGUUAUAAUGUAUUACUACGUUUCAACAACUAAUGUUUUGAAAUGCGUGUUGUAAUAUCUGAUCAACAAUUAAAAAUCAAGAUAAAUA
This is a messenger RNA of Homarus americanus (American lobster), 722 nucleotides long. Its product is annotated as low-density lipoprotein receptor-like. The transcript has 5 exons. The coding region runs from base 99 to 554 and encodes 151 amino acids. Lineage: Eukaryota; Metazoa; Arthropoda; Malacostraca; Decapoda; Nephropidae. The record is from RefSeq and is a predicted model, not a curated record. Gene Ontology annotation, molecular function: protein binding.